CCAGCGGAGGGGAGAGAAGAAGAAGAGGAGAGGGUCAGUCCAUCCUCCAGCUCACACGAGCCCGGACCCUCAACCGCCGCCGUCUCUCUGUCCGCAGAACCCGAACCCGAGCCCGAUUCCCCCGCAGCCGAGAAGCCCCGCAGCCCAGGAACCAUGGAGGCCAUCAAGAAGAAGAUGCAGAUGCUGAAGCUGGACAAGGAGAACGCGAUCGACCGGGCGGAGCAGGCCGAGGGCGACAAGAAGGGAGCGGAGGACAAGUGCAAACAGCUGGAGGAGGAGCUGCUCGGUCUGCAGAAGAAGCUGAAGGGCAUCGAGGACGAGCUCGACAAGUACUCCGAGUCGCUGAAGGAUGCCCAGGAGAAGCUGGAGCAGGCGGAGAAGAAGGCCACGGACGCGGAGGCCGAGGUGGCGUCGCUGAACAGACGCAUCCAGCUGGUGGAGGAGGAGCUGGACCGAGCUCAGGAGCGAUUGGCCACCGCCCUGCAGAAGCUGGAGGAGGCGGAGAAAGCAGCAGACGAGAGCGAGAGAGGGAUGAAGGUCAUCGAGAACCGAGCGACCAAAGACGAGGAGAAGAUGGAGAUCCAGGAGAUGCAGCUGAAGGAGGCCAAGCACAUCGCAGAGGAGGCCGACCGCAAAUAUGAGGAGGUCGCUCGCAAGCUGGUGAUCCUGGAGGGCGACCUGGAGCGUUCGGAGGAGCGAGCCGAGGUGGCUGAGGCUAAAUCAGGCGACCUCGAGGAAGAGUUGAAAAAUGUCACCAACAACCUGAAGUCUCUGGAGGCCCAGGCUGAGAAGUAUUCUCAAAAGGAAGACAAGUACGAAGAAGAAAUCAAAGUUCUCACCGACAAACUGAAAGAGGCGGAGACUCGCGCGGAGUUCGCUGAGAGAUCUGUGGCCAAGCUGGAGAAGACCAUCGACGACCUGGAAGAUGAAGUGUAUGCUCAGAAGCUGAAGGGCAAGGCUCUGAGCGAGGAGCUGGACCUGGCCCUCAACGACAUGACCACACUGUAGACGCUUCCUUCCUUCCUCCCUGCUCUUCCUCUUCCUUCCUUCCUGUCUGGACUCUUGUUUCUCGUUCCGUGUUCUGCUGUCUGAAGCUUCCCGCCCUUCGUGCCCGCGUCACGCGGCGCCGCUCAGUCUUCGGAGGUUCCGGGUCGCUGCCGUCGUGUGUCUGUUGGUUUUACUGAGUUAUUGAAAUAUUCAUGUUCCCCCCUCCCCUCUGUAAUAAACGGAUUAAAGCUC
This is a messenger RNA of Scophthalmus maximus (turbot), 1239 nucleotides long. It is a transcript of the gene tpm2, whose product is annotated as tropomyosin 2 (beta). The coding region runs from base 154 to 1008 and encodes 284 amino acids. Gene Ontology annotation, molecular function: actin filament binding. Lineage: Eukaryota; Metazoa; Chordata; Actinopteri; Pleuronectiformes; Scophthalmidae. The record is from RefSeq and is a predicted model, not a curated record. Gene Ontology annotation, cellular component: actin filament. Gene Ontology annotation, biological process: actin filament organization; muscle contraction. The transcript is spliced from 9 exons.